Messenger RNA from Vitis riparia (riverbank grape), 1279 nucleotides. RefSeq names its product GDSL esterase/lipase 1-like. Lineage: Eukaryota; Viridiplantae; Streptophyta; Magnoliopsida; Vitales; Vitaceae. The coding region runs from base 47 to 1141 and encodes 364 amino acids. The record is from RefSeq and is a predicted model, not a curated record. Gene Ontology annotation, molecular function: hydrolase activity, acting on ester bonds. The transcript is spliced from 5 exons.
AACAACACAAGAAAACAUACACAAAGAAGACAGCAUCAGCUUCAACAUGGCAAGCUCCAACUUCCCCUUAUGUUUCCUGACCAUCUUUGCUAGCCUGCUCAUCCCAGCCAUCUGCCAUGGUCACUCCCAGAAGCCCAAAAAACAUGUGCCAUUGUUCGUCUUUGGCGAUUCCCUCUUUGAUCCUGGUAACAAUAUCUACCUCAACAGUAGCCACAAGGAGGCAUCAGCUUUCUGGCCAUAUGGGGAAACCUUCUUCAAGCAUCCUACCGGCAGACUUUCUGAUGGCCGUUUAGUCCCUGAUUUUAUCGCUGAGUUUAUGAAGCUGCCAUUGCUUCCACCAUAUCUACAACCUGGUGCACAUAGAUUUACUGAUGGGGCCAACUUUGCUUCUGGUGGAGCAGGUGUUCUUGCUGACACUCAUCCUGGAACUAUAAGUCUUCUACUGCAGCUGAGCUAUUUCAAGAAUGUGGUGAAGCAAUUGAAACAGAAGCUAGGUAAUGCGAAGACCGAGAAGCUACUGAUGGGAGCCGUUUACUUGUUCAGCAUUGGUGGCAAUGACUAUGGUGUCUUUCAAAUGAAUUACCCCAAUGCUUCUCUAUCCCACCAGAGAGAAUAUGUCGGAAUGGUGAUUCAAAAUUUGACAUCUGUCCUUGAAGAAGUCCAUCAAAUUGGAGGUAGAAAAAUUGCAUUUCAGAAUGCAGGCCCUUUCGGUUGUCUACCUUUAACACGAGCUGGGACAAGGAAUGGCGCCUGCGCUGAAGAACCCUCAGCAAUGGCAAAACUACACAACACAGCCCUAGCCAAUGUCCUGAAGAAGUUACAGACUCGCCUAACAGGAUUCAAAUAUUCAAUUUUUGAUUACUACAAUUCACUUGGUGAAAGAAUAAACAACCCUUUAAAGUAUGGUUUCAAGGAAGGCAAAAGGGCAUGCUGUGGAAGUGGGGCAUACAGGGAAAGCAACUGUGGGGGGCAAGGAGGAACCACAAAGUUUGAAGUGUGUAGCAUUCCUGGUGACUAUGUCUGGUUUGAUGGUGGCCACACCACUGAAAGGGCCAAUAGGCAAUUGGCUGAGCUGCUGUGGAAUGGAACUCCUAAUUGCACAGCACCCAUUAAUCUGAAGCAGCUGUUUGAACAUAUGUGAUUGUAGUAGUAGAUCAUCAUAUAAUCCUUAGAGAUUCCUAGUACUUUUUCUGCUUCUGCUUCUGCUUCUUGAGAUGGUUUCAGAGGUGUUCCUGAUUGAUGAUCACUAGUCAAUAGACUAUAAGUUUUCACCUACCCA